GACCCGGAGCUGCACUACGAGGAGGAGGAGGAGGAGAGGGAGAAGUCAGAGCCCUCGGACACCAGCAGCAUCUGCUCCGAUGACUCCGUCUAUCCCUGCUAUGAGCUCCCACUGGAGGCCGGCGGUGCCAGGGGCCUCAGCCUCUACCAGUGCUGUGCCAGGAAUGAUGCCAGGCUGGUGCGGGAGAGGCUGGAGCAGGGGGUGACCCAGAGCGAGGCCACGGAGGUGGACAUCAACGGGAGGAACGGGCUGAUGCUCGCCUGCUACAAGGGCUUUGUGGACAUCGUGCCCUUGCUGCAGCAGUGCCCCUCCAUAGACGUCAACCAGCAGGACAAGGACGGGAACACGGCGCUCAUGAUGGCUGCGCAGGCAGGACACAUCACCAUCGUCAACUACCUCCUCAACUACUACCCCGGCCUUGAGGUGGACAAGAGGGACCCACGGGGCCUGACGGCGCUGAUGAAGGCAGCGGUGCAGGGGCGGCAGGACUGCGUGACCGCGCUGCUCCUGGCUGGAGCUGACCUGCAAGCCGUGGAUCCCGUCAAAGGGAAGACAGCCAGGGAAUGGGCAGCCUUCACCGGCCGCUUCGAGACCACCGUGCGCAUCCGGAGCCUCCUGCGGCGCCCGCGGGCAGAGCAGUUCAGCACCAUGUACCAGCCCGAGUGGCCGGCGCUGGCCGAGCUGGUGGCCAAGGCCCUGAGGCCCAAAUCCAGGAGCAAGCGGCUGUUUGAGAAGAUCAGAUCCAUGUUCUCCAUCAGCUUCCCACGCAACCCCGAGGAGGACGGUGUCCUGGACCACAUGGUGAGGAUGACGACCUCCCUGGCCAGCCCCUUCGUGACCACUGCUUGCCAAACCAUCUGCCCCAACAGCCCACCUGAGGUGGGCAAGAGCAGGUUGUCCGUGCCGGAAAUCCUUGGGAAGCACGUGCUGGAUGUGGAUACGGAGCCAGAACCCACCUCGGGCUGCAGCACGGAUGCAUCCUCCUGCAAUGGCCAAGCCCCACUGGAGCUCCCACUCUUCCCUCCCCGCCGCCCAGCCAGGACCCUCCUGAGCUUCCUGCCCCUGUGGCUGCGGCGUGGGAAUAGCAUCUUCCCAGGGGAGCCGAUCCCAAGGAUCCGAGUGAGCAAAGACCCCUGUCCCCCUGCCCGCACCAGGCAGCGGAGCCCCCGUGGCAGGGACAAGAACCUGCUGCAGCCUCCCAAGUGGAGGUACAAGGAGCUGAAGGAGGAGAGAAAAGCAGCUGAGGAGGCAAAGAAGAAGGAGGAGAAAGGGGGGAAGAGAUGCUAA
Molecule: messenger RNA, 1287 nt
Organism: Melopsittacus undulatus (budgerigar)
Lineage: Eukaryota; Metazoa; Chordata; Aves; Psittaciformes; Psittaculidae
Gene: ANKRD33
Product: ankyrin repeat domain 33
Exons: 4
Coding region: 253-1287 (344 amino acids)
Molecular function (GO): protein binding
Source: RefSeq, a predicted model, not a curated record